AUGGAGGAAAACCGGACUUCGGAAGGUACAGGCUUCAAGCCCUCCUUCGAGUCAAAACAACCUUUCCCGCCCUUAAUGGACGAGCUUGUCUCGCCCACGGAUGCACAAGGAGCUUUUCCUGAAGAUGAAAGCAUCACCUCGCCCGGCUACGACGAGAUCGAGGUAGAGGACGAUGCCGAUUUCCAGUCUCACUAUUCCCUCGAUCCUCAAUCAUUAUCCGAUUCAGAAUCAGAAGAAUCAGAAGAAGAAAUUGGGCGCGAUCACCCAUUCCGACAAUCCUCCAGCUCCCUCCACGGACCCAAUGCCUUUGCACCCCCCUUUUACAAUCGACCGCCAACGCCUCUGCCACCGUCUCCUUCCCUGACAUCCUUGCUACGGCCGCCUUUCUCAACUACCACUUCACGUCCUACGACACCAGACAGCUCUGAUGUGGAGACUCCGAACGAUACGGAGGCUGCCGUGGCGAAGUCUGCCCGUCGUGCAACUACUGUCCCCCGCGCGAGUCCUAAGGUCCCUACAUAUGAGUACUAUGGGUUCGUGCUCUAUUUGGCCUCGUCACUUGCCUUCUUGUUCUACUUGCUAUGGUCAUAUCUCCCGUCACCUUUCCUUCACCAGCUUGGAAUCUAUUACUACCCUAAUCGCUGGUGGGCUCUGGCCAUCCCGUCUUGGUUGGUAAUUUCGAUCGUUUAUAUCUACGUCGCGCUCGCCUCAUACAACACCGGGUAUCUCACCUUGCCCAUGAACAGCAUUGAAAAUAUCGUCGAUGAAGUUGCCAAUGUCGCAGUCAUUGAUGGAAAGGCGCGACGACGACCAGGUGGAGCGACCAAGAUGAAGCCAGGUGCCACAUCUUUCCAGAUUAUGGGUCCGCAAAAUCGCAAGGUCAAUUGGUGGGAGAUCUGGAGUGAGGGAACAGAUGCGGUUAUGGAUAUUCCGGUUGGUGGUGUAUGUGAGGUUUUAUAUGGACAGGAUCGUGACGAGGAUGGUUUCGACUCGUAG
Penicillium pulvis is the source of this 996-nucleotide messenger RNA. RefSeq lists its product as uncharacterized. The record is from RefSeq and is a predicted model, not a curated record. The coding region runs from base 1 to 996 and encodes 331 amino acids. The transcript is spliced from 2 exons. NCBI's taxonomy places the organism in Eukaryota, Fungi, Ascomycota, Eurotiomycetes, Eurotiales, Aspergillaceae.